UAUUAUAAUAGUCAUUAAAAGUUACAAACAUCAAGCAUGGCAUGGAUGACUACUGAUUAAAUAAGUUUAGAAAUGGAAAGUGGAAACAAACAGCACAAUGCGAGAGAAUUUGUUUUCGAUUCAGCUAUUUUGAUAUCAUUUUCUUGCAUUCAUUAAUGCAAAGCAUUCUCCCCACUUUGUUCGUAAAGACAAAUUGCUUAUUUAAAAAGCGGAAGUAUUUUGUCUGUACACACCACACACUCAAAAAGCUCUCGAGUCAAAAGAACGAAAAGGAAGAAAUUUUACUUGGUACGAUGUUGUCGUUUGACUUGUUAAAGCUAUAAUCAGCUUACAACAUCAAAUUAUCAAGAGAUGAGUAGAAGAUAUGUAAAAGAUGCUGUCGUUGUUGAUUAUCAAAAAAGACGAAAACCAUCAAAGCAUUAUGUUUAUGUUAUUAACGUGACUUGGUCCGACAGCAGUGUUGUGGUUAUAUUUAGAAGAUAUAGCCAUUUCUUUGAUUUACAGACAAAACUUUUCGAACAAUUUCCUGAAGAGAGUGGUGUUAAAGAUCCAUCUCUUAGAUCACUUCCAUUCUUACCAGGGAAAAUCAUUUUUGGCAGAAGCAACAUUAGAGAUGUGGCAGAGAAAAGAAAGAAGCCAAUCAAUGAUUAUUGUCAGAGCUUGAUUAAGCUUGCAAAUAAAAUUUCACAAUCUGACCUUGUUGUUGGUUUCUUUGAACCAACAAAUGAUGACAUUAGUGCCUUAGAACAUGAAUCAAAGCCUCAGAAAGACAAGUUAAAUGUUAAAGAAGAAAGGGCUAAAGUGAUUUCUGAACCAAUUCAACUUGAACAGUACAUAGUCAUUGCUGAUUACCAUAAGCAAAACAGAAGUGAAGUUAGUGUCCUUGCUGGAGACAUUGUGGAAGUUAUUGAAAAAAAUGAAAAUGGUUGGUGGUUUGUAAAUAUGGAUGAAGAACAAGGAUGGUUGCCAGCUUCGUAUCUUGAACCUGAAGAUGGCAGUGUUGAGAAGUCUGUUACUGUUGUAUUUAAGCCAGGAGAAGAAAGAUACAUUGCGUCCAGAGCUUAUACUGCUAAUGAGCCUGAUGAAAUGGGAUUUCAGAAAGGAGUUGUUGUCGAUGUGCUAGAGAAAAAUAUUGAUGGAUGGUGGCUGAUAAGAUAUAACGGUUCUGAGGGCUGGGCACCAUCUUUAUAUCUGAAGAAAUUUGAUCCAAACCAACCACUACCCAUUCGUCAUGCAUACGAAAAUAUAACCUUAAGUAAUGAGCCAGCUAUAUUAAACAGACCACAACGACCUCCGAAACCUGUUGUUGAAGGGACACAAUCUAACAAACCUCCACCAAGGAAAGCUUCGGUAAAAAAGUCGCACAAAAUAAAGAAUCGUGUGCGUUCGCCUCCGACGUCUCCCGAAGCUCACGACUCAACAUCGUCGUUAAACGAAGCUAUUUAUGUUGCAAUGUCAGACUAUCGUGCUCAGGGUGGGAAAGGAGUAUUGAGCGUUGAAAAAGGGUCAUCUGUUGAUAUUAUUGAGAAAUCUCCAAAUGGCUGGUGGUACUGUAGAAAAGACGGCAAGGAAGGAUGGCUGCCAUCUUCUUAUAUCGAACGACGAGACAAAAAAACACAUGCUGUAGAGGAAAAAAAACCUGAGAUAAGAACACCUCAAGGACCUAAACCUAAACCUGUACCAGCUAUAAGAACAGCAAUACCUAAACCUGUAGUUAAAGGCUUUGAUUACUUAGCGAUCAGUGACUUUUUUGAUGACGAUCAGCUGAACGUAACAUUGAAAAAAGGCGAAUUGGUGAAAGUACUGGAGAAGACACCUAGUGGUUGGUGGUAUGUACAAUGUAAUGGUAGCAAAGGAUGGGCACCUUCAACUUAUUUGAAAGAAAAGACCAAUGUAGGACCAACCCCCCGUCGCACUCCUCCGAGGCCUUCUCCCCCUGAUAGACCCAAGAACACUUCGAGUGGUCAUAGAAUAAAUCCAGGUCCCCCAAUUCCAAAUCGCAGCAGGAAACCCACUUUACCCCGAUAUAUCAACUCGAGUAGUGCAGAGAAUCUGCUGUCGUUGAAGCCAACGGCUGUUUUGAACAAAGCAACUGCCCGAAGUACUGAAAACUUGUCCGCUCAACCGAAGAUUGUCCAGUAUUAUCACGUCAUAGCGGACUAUACGGACGGAAUGGAUGAUACUUUAGAUAUUAAAAAAGGAGACAAAAUUGAGGUUAUUCGUAAAGAUGAAGGGGGUUGGUGGCUAGCUAGGAUAGGUAAUCGAUCUGGCUGGGUUCCCUCUAACUAUCUUGAAAAAUAAACUUUGUGUUUUAUCUUAUAUAUGUAUAUCAACAUUGUUUAUACAUACUGUAUUUAUAUAUUUAUAUAUUUUUUGCACAUUUUACUUUCGAAGACAUUAUAACAAACUAAUAAUAUCCUCACAGAAUGCAUGUUAUAGGUCAGACAUGGUUUAUCUUGUGUAUACCCAUGAACUUUUUGGGAUAAAAUUCGCUUAAUAAGAAGCCUGCGAGUGAAAAAUAUUUAAAUUUUCAAUGAAUCUAAUGUGUAUUAUCAGUACAUUUUGUCAGAAUGCUUUGAGCACUCAAGUAGAAAUAUAUUUCAUAAAGCUUUUGUUCAAUGCAAAGAUUCACUCGACGUCUUGUUCAUUAUGGUUUUUCACAAAAUGAAACUUUCCUUUUUGUUAUACUUUUCUAACCUUAAUGCAUUCUGAUACAAUGUCCAUUCGCCAUUUUAUGUAAAGAUUAUUAUAUCUGAAGUUCAAAAUACAUAUGUCAUCAAUUUUUCAUUUGAGAUAAAAUAA
Messenger RNA from Xenia sp. Carnegie-2017, 2802 nucleotides. RefSeq names its product SH3 and PX domain-containing protein 2A-like. Gene Ontology annotation, cellular component: cytoplasm. Lineage: Eukaryota; Metazoa; Cnidaria; Anthozoa; Malacalcyonacea; Xeniidae. Gene Ontology annotation, molecular function: phosphatidylinositol binding; protein binding; superoxide-generating NADPH oxidase activator activity. The transcript is spliced from 12 exons. Gene Ontology annotation, biological process: superoxide anion generation. Bases 352 to 2301 code for a protein of 649 amino acids. The record is from RefSeq and is a predicted model, not a curated record.